Lingula anatina is the source of this 2736-nucleotide messenger RNA. RefSeq names its product neuroendocrine convertase 1. The record is from RefSeq and is a predicted model, not a curated record. Gene Ontology annotation, biological process: peptide hormone processing. Gene Ontology annotation, molecular function: serine-type endopeptidase activity. Lineage: Eukaryota; Metazoa; Brachiopoda; Lingulata; Lingulida; Lingulidae. Gene Ontology annotation, cellular component: membrane; neuron projection.
CCUACCCGCAUCCGAUUUGGUAUAUACUUCAUAUACAAGUCUGUGAUGGUAUAGAGCUAAAGAACAGCUGUUUAACGUUUCUUGAUUCUCAUUGCGAUAAGCCGUUCAAUGCAUAAUCAUGUAUUUAACUUAACACGACUCGAACGAUAAACCCCUUUGGGUUGGAGAACUCUACGAAGACACGAGCUGUCAGGAAAAACCGGAAAAUCAUCACGGUUGAAAAAAAAAGAACUACAACAAAGGCAGCGAUUGAAGGAAGGAAGGAGAGUCCGUCUUGACCUCACUAAUUCGCAGGAACCUAUCUGUUUAUUAUUUCCAUUAGAAUAUUAUGUUUUAUUCUGGUUUUCUUUUCCUCUCCGCUCUUUGUGUUUUCCAAGCGUCUGGAGAUGGUCAGUAUAGCAAUGAGUUUGCAGUGAAAGUACUAGGAGGACCGGAGAACGCCGACAAGGUGGCUAGGGAUCUGGGCUACGAGAACUUGGGACAGAUUGGAGCACUCGAUGACUAUUAUCUCCUUGCCCACAAAGAUGUCCCUGCGCGCUCUCGGCGAAGUGCCCACACUCACGUAAAGAGACUGGUUGAUCAUCCACAAGUUCACUGGGCAGAGCAACAGCAGAGCAAGAGCAGGGUUAAGAGAGGCUACAUUCCACGCAAUAUAAAAGAAGACGAUCCACCUCACAUUGAGCCAUUUCAUGACCCAAACUGGUCACAUGAAUGGUAUUUGACACAUCAGGACUCAGACAAGAGGAGAAACCCCACUUCACACGCCGACCUCAGAGUGGUGGAGGCCUGGGAUAAGUACAAAGUGACUGGGAAAGGCGUAGUCAUAUCCAUUCCUGAUGAUGGGCUUGAAUGGACACAUCCUGAUCUCAGAGCCAGCUAUGAUCCAUAUGCAAGUACUGAUUUAAACGGAGGUGACAGCGACCCUUCCCCUAGAUAUGAUGCUUUGGAUCAGAACAGACACGGGACUCGCUGUGCAGGAGAGAUUGCCAUGCAACCAAAUGACAACCUGUGUGGAGUAGGCGUGGCAUACGGCGCUAAAGUUGGGGGCAUUCGUAUGUUAGAUGGACGUGUUACAGACUCGGUAGAGGCCAAAGCUCUCAGUUUUAACCACACUUAUGUCGACAUCGUUAGUGCCAGCUGGGGACCAAAUGACGACGGCAAGACGUUGGAAGGACCGGGCAGGCUAUGCAAGGAGGCUUUCAUAAAGGGAAUAACUGAGGGCAGAGGUGGUAAGGGCAUUAUAUACAUGUGGGCGUCUGGGAACGGUGGCAGAAGUCAAGACAACUGCAACUGUGACGGCUACACCGGCUCCAUCUAUACUUUGUCCAUCAGUAGUGCUACAGAACACAAUAAAGAACCUUGGUAUGCCGAGAGGUGCGCUUCUACCAUGGCAACUGCGUACUCUAGUGGGAACUUUGGAGAGAAAAAAAUUGUGAGUACCGACCUCCAUAAUAAAUGCACAGAAGCUCAUACGGGAACUUCGGCUUCAGCCCCCUUGGCCGCCGGCGUCAUGGCACUUGUCUUGGAACGCAACCCCAACCUGACUUGGCGUGACGUUCAGCAUCUGGUCGCGUGGACCUCUCAGAAAUCGCCGUUAGGAGAAAACCCUGGCUGGAAAACCAAUGGCGCAGGCUUCGAAGUUAGCAGCAGCUUCGGGUUCGGCAUUCUAGACGCCCUGGCCCUGGUGGAGACGGCAGACCCUGCCACCUGGAAGACGGUGCCAGAGAAAUCUAUAUGUGAAGUCGAUGUAACAGAUGGCUUGCCAAAGGCACUGUCCUCUGGUAACCAAGUCGUGAUCAAGAUAAAGACAACAGGAUGUGAGGGUCAAGAUAAUGAAAUCCGGUCUCUGGAACACGUCCAGUUGGUCGUGGACGUGACUUACAGUAGAAGAGGAUCGCUGGAAAUCUGGCUCAAAGCUCCCAGUGGAAUGACGACGAAAUUGCUCAGCACGCGCAAAUACGACACAUCCAGGGAUGGUUUGAAAAACUGGAGCUUCUUGUCUGUGCACAACUGGGGAGAAAACCCAAAAGGAACUUGGGAAGUGACCAUUGCUGACCAGACUACUGGUGGCCAGCGCGGCUCAGUGAAAAGCGUGAAACUUUUGUUGCACGGGACCAAAGAAAUACCGGACCACAUACAAAAGGCUGGUGGAAAGAAAGCACCUCAAGACCCAAAAAACAAAGACGAGCCGACAACCCCUAUACCACCCAUUCCAAGCGAGGUGAAGCAGAAUAACAAAGUAACGGGGGAAUGGGAGGCGCCGACCACAAGGUCGUCCUUGCUUAACGACCUCUUGUCCAAUCUAUUUGGCGACGACGGUGACGACGACGCCUCGGAGACAUGGUGGUGGAAGAAAGAUGAAACCGACAGCAACUCUUACUAAGUUGCCCACUGCCGACGUGAUUGAGAGCACAGACAAACGUGUUAUGGAAACUGGUUUUGUUUGUGUCUUCAAUCACGUGUGCAAGCGGGGACUGGAUCAAGCCUUAUCUGAUUACGGUAUCAAAAUUCAGAUUUCUGUCAAUCUUCAAAUCAAAUUUUACGGAGAGAAAAGGAAACUAUUUUUGUACGCACUGCACGGAAACAUAAAUAUCAGUAUAUUUUGUGGUCUGAAGCAGUAUUAUUGUGGUCACUAAGAUCUGGCAUCAUGUUACGGGAAAAUCACGUAUUUUGUUGUGUUGGUUGUUAUUCAAUUUUUGUAACAUCUAACACAUUUCAAUAAAGUUUCGAUCCCUA